UCUCCUCAGGUAUUUGGAUUACAAUGAAAUUUUAGGGUCCUAAAAUGAGCUCUGUGAUCUUGCAUGAAAGAAGUAAAGUAGCUCAACUGCUUAAAAGAUAUUUGAAAAGAAUUGGAAUCAGUUCAGCUGGCUUGAAUCUUGAAAACUCUGCAUACGUACAUUCUCAGGUGGGUUUACACCACAUGCAAAAGAGGUAUGCUACAAAACACAAACAGCUUGGUUUAGACAAUAUUAAAAUAUCUGGGAAAACAUAUACCUGUGAUGAUUGGACCAAUGUGACAGAAAAGAUUCUCAGUUAUGUUGGGAAGAAUUUACAUGUACAGAAGGAUCAUCCGAUUUGCAUUAUAAAGGAGGCAAUCGUUCAACACUUCUACAACUCCUAUGUUAAAGCACGGAGAGUUCCUUUGUUUGCCGUAUUUGAUAAUUUAGCACCGGUCGUCACAGUUCAGCAGAAUUUUGAUUCUUUGCUAAUUCCACAAAAUCAUGUUAGCAGGAAGAAGUCAGAGAAUUAUUAUGUUAACAAGAAUACGGUGCUACGUGCACACACAAGUGCACAUGAACAUGAGUUGAUUAAAUCAGGUUUAGAUGCUUACCUAAUGGUGGGAGAUGUGUAUAGACGGGAUACAAUCGAUGCAACACACUUUCCCGUAUUUCACCAACUUGAAGGUGUACGACUUUUCAACUCUCAACAGUUGUUUUCAAAAUGUGAAGGUGCAAGUGCUGAUUUGACGUUGUUUGAAGUGGGUGAUGAAACAAAAGACAAACAAUCGUGUCACACACUUGAAACUUCUAAAUUACUGGAGUUUAACUUAAAACAAACAAUAGAAGAUUGUAUUAAAGAUAUUUUUGGAAAAGAGGCGGAAUGUAAAUGGGUUGAUGCUUACUUUCCUUUCACUCAUCCUUCCUAUGAAUUGGAGAUCAAGUAUAAUGAUGAAUGGAUUGAAAUGUUGGGGUGUGGAAUCCUUAGACAAGAAAUUCUUAACCAAGCUGGUGCAUGUGAUCAAGUGGCUUGGGCAUUUGGGUUGGGGCUGGAAAGGUUAGCAAUGAAAUUAUUUAAUAUUCCUGAUAUUCGAUAUAUGUGGACUGAAGAUGAAUCAUUUCUUGCACAAUUUCGUUGUCAUAGUGAUUUUAAAUCCAUUAAAUUUAAGCCAAUUGUAAGCAAACAACCAGCUCUUGUAAAUGAUGUUGCUUUCUGGGUUCCAACUGAUUUCACGCCAAAUGAUUUUUACGACCUUGUUCGUAGUGUGGAUGAUGGGCUUGUACAAACCAUCACAUUAAUAGACCAAUUCACUCAUUCAAGUGGAAAACAAAGCCACUGCUAUCGGUUGUUCUAUCGCCAUGUGUCCCGUGCUCUUACUCAAGCUCAAGUAAACGAAGUCCAUGGAAAAAUUAAGAGAGCGGCUGUAAAACACCUUAAUGUAGAAGGACGGUGGUAACAAUCAUGAAUCAUACAGACCAGAGUCCGUAUAUAAACAUGAGUUAUUUCAUCACCAUAGAAAUCUUACAGGGCAACCAAAUGGGGCUAAUUUCGCCAAUUGUUUACCCUAGCAACGGGAAUUUUUAAACAUAUUUUUCUGCUUAGUCGCAGUUUAUUUAUACAACUCAAAAACUUCAAGUCACUUUUAAGCUUUAAUAAAUUUAAACAACUACUUGAAAAUUUGAUUUUCUUUAAUCUGCAUCCCGUAUUUGUAUUAAAAACAUAAAAUAGUAUAAAUUUAGCUAUAUAUGUACAUAUUUAUAUUAUGUCUAUGAUCAAUUUAGCCCCAUUUGCUGUGUUCUAUGUGAUUUCUAUGGGCGACAUGAAAUAACUCAUGUUUAUAUACGGACUCUGAUACAGACAAAUGAAUAAAGAAUUUUUUUGCACAUAGUGCUUGGUAUUUGAAGAUAUGUCGAUAUGAUUGCUUGGUUUACUACAAAUCAUUCCAAUAUAAAGUUAAUCUGUUAUUCGAGGCAUAGCAUGCUUUUUGAACCUGUACAGUGAAUGGUAUUACAGUUUUGUAUUAUUAUCUGUUUAUUAUAUACCCCAUGACAUAC
Messenger RNA from Ciona intestinalis (vase tunicate), 2034 nucleotides. NCBI's taxonomy places the organism in Eukaryota, Metazoa, Chordata, Ascidiacea, Phlebobranchia, Cionidae. The record is from RefSeq and is a predicted model, not a curated record.